AUGGCUCCACCAAGGCUUAUCUCAACCCACAUGCCUUACACUUCGCUUCCUACAUCCGUCAAGGAAUCCGAAUGUAAGGUCGUGUGCAUGGCUCGAAACCCGCUCGACACGUUCGUAUCAUUGUGGAAGUUUUUGACGCAAGUGUACGCGGAGUUUCUCCAACAAAUGACAAUGGAAGAUUAUUCGGAGAUCUUUUGUAACGGCGAUGAAGCGUACGGGCCGUAUUGGGACCAUGUGUUAGGGUACUGGAAAGAGAGUUUGGAGAGGCCUAGUAAAGUGUUGUUUCUAAAGUAUGAGGAUAUGAAGGGAAAUGGGAAAUCUGAGAUGAAGAGAUUAGCUGAGUUUUUAGGGUGUGGAUUUUCCUUAGAAGAGGAGAAACAAGGGGUUAUAAAGGAGAUUAUGAAACUGUUUAGCCUGAGUCAUCUGAAGGAAUUGGAGGUGAAUAAAAGUGAGAGAUUUGUGCCUGUAAUUGAAAACAUAUUGUACUUUAGGAAGGGUGAGGUUGGUGAUUGGGCUAAUCAUUUUAGCCCUAUUAUGAUUCAAAGGUUUGAUCAAAUGAUAAAAGAUAAAAUUGUUGGUUCUGGUCUGGAAUUUAAGAUAUAA
This is a messenger RNA of Beta vulgaris subsp. vulgaris (sugar beet), 603 nucleotides long. Its product is annotated as cytosolic sulfotransferase 15-like. Lineage: Eukaryota; Viridiplantae; Streptophyta; Magnoliopsida; Caryophyllales; Amaranthaceae. Gene Ontology annotation, biological process: sulfation. Gene Ontology annotation, molecular function: sulfotransferase activity. The transcript has a single exon. Gene Ontology annotation, cellular component: cytoplasm. The record is from RefSeq and is a predicted model, not a curated record. The coding region runs from base 1 to 603 and encodes 200 amino acids.